This is a messenger RNA of Numida meleagris (helmeted guineafowl), 3834 nucleotides long. It is a transcript of the gene ERLIN1, whose product is annotated as ER lipid raft associated 1. Gene Ontology annotation, molecular function: ubiquitin protein ligase binding; cholesterol binding. The transcript has 12 exons. The coding region runs from base 167 to 1210 and encodes 347 amino acids. Gene Ontology annotation, cellular component: endoplasmic reticulum; endoplasmic reticulum membrane. The record is from RefSeq and is a predicted model, not a curated record. Gene Ontology annotation, biological process: SREBP signaling pathway. NCBI's taxonomy places the organism in Eukaryota, Metazoa, Chordata, Aves, Galliformes, Numididae.
CGAGGUCUGGCUCCGCUUCCCUGCUCCCGCCCCGCGCUGGGGCGCGCGGAGGAGGAGAGGGGCGGGGCGUUGUGGCCGUUGGGCCUGGGUUGCUGGGUGGGCGCGGAGUAUAGCGUCUCCGGGCUGUCCGGAGCGCGGCGGGGUGGACCUGCCAGGUGCUGCGAGAAUGACGAUGACCCAGGCCGGAGCGAUGGUGGCGGCCGCCACGGGAGUCCUCGUCUUCUUCCUGUAUGCCUCCAUCCACAGGGUUGAGGAGGGGCACCUGGCCGUGUACUACAGGGGAGGUGCAUUGCUUACUAGUCCAGGUGGACCAGGCUACCACAUCAUGUUGCCCUUCAUCACCACGUUCAAAUCUGUGCAGACCACAUUGCAGACUGAUGAAGUGAAAAAUGUGCCUUGUGGGACUAGUGGCGGUGUUAUGAUCUACAUUGACCGAAUAGAAGUUGUGAAUAAAUUGGCACCACAUGCAGUGUACGAUAUUGUGAGAAAUUACACUGCAGACUAUGACAAGACCUUGAUCUUCAAUAAAAUUCACCAUGAGUUGAAUCAGUUCUGCAGUGCCCAUACUCUCCAGGAGGUUUACAUCGAGCUGUUUGAUCAGAUAGAUGAGAAUCUGAAGUUGGCCCUGCAAAAAGAUCUCAAUGUCAUGGCACCAGGUCUUACCAUCCAGGCUGUGCGUGUUACAAAACCCAAAAUCCCUGAAGCCAUCCGAAGAAAUUUUGAACUAAUGGAGGCUGAGAAGACCAAGCUCCUCAUUGCAGCCCAGAAGCAGAAGGUAGUAGAGAAGGAGGCAGAGACGGACCGGAAGAAAGCACUCAUUGAGGCGGAGAAGGCUGCUCAGGUGGCCAGGAUUCACUAUCAACAGAAGAUUAUGGAGAAGGAAACAGAGAAGCGAAUUUCUGAGAUUGAAGAUGCUGCAUUCCUAGCAAGAGAAAAGGCAAAGGCAGAUGCAGAGUACUACGCUGCUCAGAAGCUGGCUGACUCCAACAAGCUGAAACUUACCCCGGAGUAUCUGGAACUCAUGAAAUACCAGGCAAUAGCUGCAAACAGCAGGCUGUAUUUUGGUGACAGCAUCCCCAGUGUGUUUCUGGAUUCUUGUGCCUUCCAGCAAGCUGAUCUGAGGACUGCCCGAGAAACCAGCCUUUCUCCUCAGGAAUUCCAGGAGAGCCCUGCAGACAGCCACUUCAAAACAAAGGGAAAUACUGGCUGACAGAGGUGAAAAGGAACCCAUUGUAGCUCAGCAGCUCUCCCAGCUGUGAAUGGGGAUGUUGCCCCAUGUUGAUGGGGCAGAUGCAGCAUGUGCGUGGGCUCCUUGCCUAUAGUUGGCAGCUUGGUUGGCAGUUGGCUGAUUUUUCUUCUAGCAAUGAAUUGCAAGCACUCUGCUUCUCCUGAAUCUUCCCUAGUAAAUUGGUGCUUCCAAAUGAGGGAAUAUCCUGUACUAACAAACCUAUACUGGAAUAUUAAAGGACAGACACUAGGAAAGCCUUCCACAGUAGGUGCAAUUAGUUAGCAAGCAUUAUCCUUGAAGUAGGAGUUGUGGCUUUUGAGUGGUGUGUGGCUGCACACUGUUUCCCACUGCUCCUGGCUGAGGCCAAGCAAAGAGUUUGCCUUCGUCUUGCUUGAUACAGCUUUGCUUUGUGGAUUCCAUGUUUCUGUCGAUGUGAUGUAACUCUCUUCAAGGAUUCUGUGUUGGUCAGCAGGGGCUCCUGAUCCUCCUCUGGAAGAGACCCAGCAAGGAGUUUGGUGUGGUAUAGAUGAUUUAAAUAGGAUCUGCAUAGCCAUAAGCUUUUCCUUUCCUGUAGGCAGUAGAACUAGAUAAUGACUCAGAGGAAGCAGUCUCAAACAGAUUUCUGUAACACCCCAACUCCAAGCAAGAGCCCUGUGUUGGGUGCCUGUGGCUGGCUGCAGCUUGCUUUGCCUGGAUGACUGGGUCUUGUGUUGCACUGUAAGCCAGAAUUCAGAGUGCAUUGGAAAACGUCAGUUCAGCAGCUUGGGAAGAGGGGGUCCAGCGCUGUGAAAUCUGUGCUAAGACUGCUGCAUCCCUCUAGGUCUUUCACCAUGGAAAGGGUGCUGAAUUUCCACUGCUUUGCCCUGCUGCAAAGUGGAGAGAGAACAAAGAGCAAUGAGAGAUGCAAGACAUCCUUGGGGCAGAGGGCAGGAGUCAUUGUGUUAUCCUGCUCCUCAAACAUUCUGUUAAGGACCACAGUGAGGCAAAGAAUCAGUGCCUGAUGUAGCCUGCCCAAGCCCAGUGCUGCCAUGUGCUUGCCAUCCUGCUUUUGCAGUUUCCUCUGCUGUGCCACAGAUCCAAGUUUUGAUUCCUCAGCUGCAAAGCCAGGGAGACAUCACAAUUUCCAGUGAUGCAGCAAAGGUGAAUUUGUUCAUAUAAUCUGCUUUCCUCUUCUAAUAUCAUGCUCUCCUUUGCCCAUUUUUUCUGGGUUCUGUUUUUUGUGUUCUGUGACAAUCUCAGAAGAUGCUGGCAAGGACCUGGGCCUGAAAACCAUGCCCCAGCUUGCAUUGCUGCAGUAAUGCCUGCCUCUUAACCUGCUUCAGAGCUUGGCUCUCUUCUUUGUACUUUGGAUACCCAGAUGUUCAUCCUGCUUCCCUGUCCCUGGCACCAUCUUCCCUUAUGGCAAGGGGAAGAACUUGCUUAGUUUUUGCCUUGGUGGAGCAUUCAAACCAAAAUGAAUGGCUGGAACUUCACAUCUGCUAAUGAUUUCCCAGUCACUGUGUGCACAUCAGUCCUAUUUUCCCUAUCCUGCAUGGCAUGUUUGACUUAUAGGUCUGCGGUGUCUCUUUUUGAGGAAGUUCAGUAACAUACGGUGCCUUACUCUUUCUCAGCUCCUGCCUGGCUGCUUCUCCUCUAUCACUGGGGGAGAGCAGGGGUGUUUUGACCCUUUCCUUCCUCCGGCUGUCUGCAAACUCCAGUGCCCAGAUGGCAGCAUGUUUUGUAGUUGUGGUGAUUAAAAUGCUUCCUGGAAGUAUUCCUGGGUUUACAGGAUCCCUUUUUUCCUGUGGGAAGGGCUGUGAGGAGCAAGUGGAGCCACAUCCUUGGCCACCUAGCUCUCCUUGCUGUUGCUGGUUUGCAGCACUCACUUUACAGCAGGAACACAGCCUCUCCUUGUCCCACUAGCAGCCAUUUGGGUUGACUUCUGAGACAAAUGCAAGCUUUUUGAGAACGGAAGCACUUGGUGGUGUUACAGACUCGCCUAGGGCAGGGCAUCACCAUGUGCUGGCAUCAGGCCAUAGGUAGAUUAUGCCAAUCUGGAGAUGCCAAGGAGCAGGGGCAGCAAGGAAUCUCAAGAAGUAAUACCAAGGCAGCACAUAACAGGACCCUAUGGGGGGAGAAGGAAAGGUGCUGCAGGAAGUCUUGAGCCUUGGCCCUAGGCAGCAUUGUCAACCCAUCUCCUGCUGCUGCCCAGGUGGAGACUGUCACCUUGGCUAAACAUCAUCCUGAGGUCUGAAGUCCUGCAGCAGUGUUUGCGUGGGGCUUGGUGCCAUGUGCAGGAAUUUUUCCCAUCCUCAUCUGCUUGCCAUGCUGUCACUCCCAGCAUCCUGAGCAGAUGUGAGGAGUGAGGUGCUGCCUGUCUGCAGCUGGUAGCCUUGCCCUUGGCUCCUGGUCAGGGCUACAAGAGCAGAGGGAGUGUGGACGUAAUGGGGAACGUGGGUUUGAACUUGUUUUGCUCCAUUCUCUCUGCGUACUCUUGUGACUAGAGGGGUUUGCUACUGGAUCAGCAGCACCUUUUUAAAGGAAACAUGAUGCAUAUGUUCAAGUUUACAUGCACAGUGUUGUGUUAUUUUGAUAAAAACAGAAUAAAACUAUUUUGGUACCAUUUC